Fusarium fujikuroi IMI 58289 is the source of this 1125-nucleotide messenger RNA. RefSeq names its product related to DNA repair protein MMS21. NCBI's taxonomy places the organism in Eukaryota, Fungi, Ascomycota, Sordariomycetes, Hypocreales, Nectriaceae. Gene Ontology annotation, cellular component: Smc5-Smc6 complex; nucleus. The transcript has 2 exons. Gene Ontology annotation, biological process: protein sumoylation; double-strand break repair via homologous recombination. The record is from RefSeq and is a predicted model, not a curated record. The coding region runs from base 1 to 1125 and encodes 374 amino acids. Gene Ontology annotation, molecular function: SUMO ligase activity; zinc ion binding.
AUGUCUCGGAGAGCCAUCAACCGCACUGGUAAUUCAUCUACAGAGCUACCUGGGUACGAACCACCAGCAUGUCCACUCACCGACACUGCUCGCCGCAAGCUGCACGACUUGUCAAACAGCCGCUCAACAGCCGCAUAUCAACAGCAGAUCAACGAAUCUGUCCGAUUACUUGGCUUCAGUGUCAGUGAUAUACACGAGCGAUUGCGCAUGCAGCGCGAAGAGUUGUCCCGUCUAAAACUCCGGAGAGAGGAGAAGGGGACAGAGAAAUCUGAGGACGAGCUACGCCUCGAAGCUCAUCUCCCUGAAUUGGAGGAGCGCAUUAACACACUGACAGCGGCAUCGGAACAGGCCAUUCGUGAUAUGAUCGAUCGCAGAGCAGAAUUGGAAGACGAAGAUGCGAUGUUCAGCGAGUUGCAUGACACGGCCAGUGCAGAAGCUGCCCAACAAAGACAAGUGGACGCCCAACGAAGCGAGCAGGAUGACGAGCAGGAGCCGCUGGGUGCAACAAGCCUACUCGAUCUCUACAAAGAACUGCGCCAGAAGAAAGACACUGAAUAUACUAAAAUGUCCGCCCACCAGCGUUAUGCUCUCAAUAACGACUACGCUGGCUUCAAAAAGCUGUGGCACGAUGCUAUGGCUGGCGAUGAGGGGCCCCCACUGCCCGAUGCCUCACGCUGGUUCACUGCUGAUGGCGAGCCUAUCAUGACCGGUGACGUCAAGGGAGCAGGUGCCGGGGUAGGAGACGACGAUGACGAUAUUGCUGUUGAGCGCGAGGUCAAGAGCAUCAACUGCCCUUUGACAUUACAACCCAUGAAGGAUCCUUACACCAACCGGAACUGCAAACAUACAUUCGAGAAGGCCGCUCUGCUCGAGUAUCUACCCAUGCGAGGAGAGUCUCAAUGUCCACAAGCAGGAUGCUCACAGAAAUUCACGCGUGCGCGAUUCGACCACGAGUUCUUCCAGGACCAAGCCAUGGCGCGCCGUAUCAAGCGUGUUCGUCUGGCACAGCAGCAGCAGGAAAUGAUGGAUGAAGAAGACGAAGGCGACGGCGACGACGAACUUCGAGUUAGAGGCUCACAGGCUGUCCCCGGAAGGCCGCUCAAGAGGGAGAAGAGAGGAGAAUGA